AUGUCUUACUUCUUCUCGACCCCGGUGGACAUUGAUAUCGUCCUCGAAGAUGGCGACGACCGAUCAAUGGUGGACAUCAAGCUGGACAAGAACCGGCGGGAGAAGGCGCCUCUCUACAUGGACGGCGAGUCCGUCAAGGGCGCGGUCACGGUUCGGCCCAAGGAUGGCAAGCGCCUCGAGCACACGGGAAUCAAGGUGCAGUUCAUCGGCUCCAUAGAGAUGUUCUUUGACCGGGGCAACCAUUACGAGUUCCUCUCCCUGGUGCAGGAGCUUGCCGCUCCGGGCGAGCUGCAGCACCCACAAACCUUUGACUUCAACUUCAAGAACGUCGAGAAGCAGUACGAGUCCUACAAUGGCAUCAAUGUCAAGCUGCGCUACUUUGUGCGCGUCACCGUCUCGCGCCGCAUGGCCGACGUCAUCCGCGAGAAGGACAUUUGGGUCUACAGCUAUCGUAUACCCCCCGAGAUCAACAGUAGUAUCAAGAUGGACGUGGGUAUUGAGGAUUGUCUGCACAUCGAGUUUGAGUACUCCAAGUCAAAGUAUCACUUGAAAGAUGUGAUAGUCGGUAGAAUCUAUUUUCUACUCGUCAGGCUCAAGAUCAAGCACAUGGAGUUGUCUAUCAUCAGGCGCGAGACUACGGGUGCUGCGCCGAACCAGUACAACGAGAGCGAAACCUUGGUCAGGUUUGAGAUCAUGGACGGGUCGCCGUCAAGAGGUGAAACGAUCCCCAUCAGGUUAUUCCUGGGAGGAUUCGACCUCACGCCAACUUUCAGGGAUGUAAACAAGAAGUUUUCAACCAGAUACUAUCUCAGCCUGGUCCUCAUAGACGAAGCCACAGACGCCCGAAGAUACUUCAAACAAUCAGAAAUUAUCCUUUACCGACAAACACCCCAGGAACUCAACGGAAGCCAACAACUGCCCGCACCGCCCGAGAGUAGGAUACAGGCGGUUCCUGCGUAG
Pyricularia pennisetigena is the source of this 960-nucleotide messenger RNA. RefSeq lists its product as uncharacterized. The record is from RefSeq and is a predicted model, not a curated record. The transcript has 3 exons. Lineage: Eukaryota; Fungi; Ascomycota; Sordariomycetes; Magnaporthales; Pyriculariaceae. Gene Ontology annotation, cellular component: endosome; retromer complex. Bases 1 to 960 code for a protein of 319 amino acids. Gene Ontology annotation, biological process: intracellular protein transport; retrograde transport, endosome to Golgi.